CCCCGAGUCUGCUCAGCGGCGAGUUGAGGCCUGGUCGAGAAUUCAAGGGCGCCCGACCUCGUGAGCUCUUGCAUCUACAGUUGAAUGCAGAGCAAUUGUGGCAGACCAAGAAACCAUCAGACCUCCAACCUGCCUCUGUGCUGCAGAAUUGCCAGGUGACAGGCAUUUAUACACAACUUCUGCUUCUGCAAAAUGUUUCGCUUUCCUCGGCUCUAUGCUGCAGACGACAUGGGAAGCCAAGCUGAGAAACUUCCUAAAUUUAUUGGUAGUCCCCAGGUCCCUGAGACAGGGUGGAACAGACUGCGGGAGCUGUUUGAUCGAGACGAGAUGAAGAAUUAUCCUGAGGAACUAAUCGAUAUUUGGAAGAGCACCCUUGUGGCAGGAAUAGUUGGGAUGAUGUAUGGUGGAAUUCCCGCUGCCCGGCAUGCUAGAACCCGUUACAUCGAGCAGAGUCAGGCUGAGGUCUACAGGAAUCGCUUGGAAGCCGUGAGGUCGGCGCAGGACGCUGCCAUCAGAGGCUUUGUCCGUUAUGGAUGGCGAUGGAGCUGGCGUGUGGCUGCCUUUGUCACCAUUUUCAAUACAAUUAGCACUGGUCUAUCUGUGUAUCGUGAUCAAAAUCUCCUGAGAUACUAUUCUGUAGCUGGAGCGAUCACAGGAGGAGUAUUCCGGAUGUCUCUUGGACUGGGUGGAUUUGUGGCAGGAACAGUCAUUGGAGCAAUAAUGGGGGUUCCAGCUGGGGCUCUGAUUGUGGCAGCACAGAAAGCUAACGGGGAGACACUGCGGGAGAAGAAGCGUAGGGAGCGCCAAGAAACCUACGAACUUAAGUUGGAAGAAUGGAGAGCCAGGCUUGAUGUGACAGACAGUUUAGUUUAUGAAAUUGCCGACAGCGAAUCAAUGGAAAAUGAUUUGGAAAAAUUAGAAGAGUUAUUGAAGCGGCCCAGAAAUCCCAGUUCAUCUGUUCAAGAGGAAAGUUGACUCUAUUGAAGAAUUAAGAGGAGAGUUUGAAUGGAUCAUACCAAAUUCAAAAGGCUUUUCAGAAAGCUAUUGAAUGUAUUCAAGGCACUACACUUGAGACAUUUUUGACUUGAUCUAGGACAGUGAAUGUGAAGUAAGUCUCCACACUGGACUUAAACCGACAGAUAACUCAGAUUUAUCACCCAUGAUUAUGGAUGUACUGGACUAUGGAUUAUGGGUAUACUGUGAAGAUCUACAGUACUCUCUGCUGUGUAUAGUUUAGAGAUGCAACAUGGAAACAGACCCUUCACCCUACCAAAACCACGUUAACCAUUGAUCACCCGUUUACACUAGUUCUAUGUUAUCCCACUUUCUCAUCCACUUCCUACACCUACAAACCGGCACGUCUUUGGGCUGUGGGAGGAAACCAAAGCACCCAGAGGAAACCCACAUGGUCACUAGGGGAACGUGCAAACAGGCAACACCCAAGGUCUGGAUCAAACCCAGGGCUCUGGCGCUGGUUUAGGCCCUACCAGCUGCACUACUUUGUGGCUCUGUACCUUGCAGCUUAACGGUUGAUAGGAAAUACUGGUUUAGUACUCAUCAAAGAGUAUGUAAUGGUACCUGUCACUUGCCUUUCAUGAGAAACCAGUGACCAUGUCUCAAUCAUUUCCCUCAAAGGUAUAACCAAGAUGGAUCAGUGCACUGUCACUCCUGAAUACCACCUCACCAGUUAGACAGGAAUCUGCAUGGCUGAUUUUUUUCCCUAUUCAUCUGCCCCAUCUACUAUAUCCACGUAUCACUUGCCAGGUUUUGUCCUGCCCCCAACGCUCUUCCAGGUUUCUCCCCCCUGAUACAAUCAGUCUGAAGAAUGGUAAGGACUCGAAAUGUUGCCUAUUCACAUUCUCCAGAGAUGCUGCUUGACCCACUGAGUUAACCCAGCACCUUUUUUUUUUGUAAACCAACAUCUGCAGUUCCUUGUGUGCCCAGAUUAAAGUAGUGUGCUUAAAUAGAAUAUUGUAGAAAUUUGUAUGAGAUCCUGUCUUGUGGGAUCCUGUCUUUUUAAAACCUAUGUUGUACCACAUUUUGAUCUUAGCAUAAAAUGUCACCAGUGGAAAGAAUGUCUAAAUUGAAAUGUGUUUUCUUCAAAAUAUGAUAACAAGGAACUACAGAUGCUGGUGUAUACCAAUGAUAGACACAAAAUGCUGAAGUAACUCAGUAGGUCAGGUAGGAUUCCUGGAGAACAUGGAUGGACGACGUUUCGACCUGAAACAUCAUCUACCUAUGUUCUCCAGAGAUGCUGCCUGAACUGCUGAGUUACUCCAGCACUUUGUGGCAUUUUGUGUGUUAACCAGCAUCUGCAGUUCUUUGUUUUUAUAACUUACUCCAGCAUUUUGUGUCCUAUCUUUUGUGUUUUCUUCAAACCUGGUCAGUGAAAGCUAAAUUCAUCAAUGUGAUUUGUGAUCAGACUAAAGUUCUGUAGGUACCAUAUUACAGCAAAGGGAUAGCAUCAGAUCAGGGAAUGCUUUUGAGAUAGUGAAUCACUUUUAUUUUUGGAAUUUGGAAUAUCUACUGCAAUCAUGUUAUUGUAUUGAGUGAUGUAAUUUUGGGGGGAUUUGAUUAUUUACAAGAAGCAGCCAAUAUACAUUCAUCAAGGUAUAAACAGCGCCAUGAAAAUGACCAGAUAAUUUGUUCAAUAAUUUGAUAUUAGCCCCAUGUUUUAGGGAAUGAGUCUUCUGCUCAGCAGGGUGAAUAUUUACAAUCAAUGCAACACUCAAUUAGAUUUUAGUCUGAACAAAGGUCCUGACCUGCAACAUCGCCUUUCCUGCUAAGUUACUUCAGCACUUUGUGUCCUUUUUUUGUAAACUGGCAUCUACAGUUCCUUGUAUCUAUGUGAUAUUGGAAUGCAGGACUACAUUUUUAUUCUCCAUUUUCUGGAGUGGGCCACGAUUGCUAGCUCUCUAAGUUAGAUCUCCAGAAUAGUAUUAAUGAGUGAAAACUGUAUGAAUUUUGAUAUAUUGUGCCAGUAGUUGAUAAUUUAAUGCCUUCAAUAAAGAAUGUUCUUUUAAUA
Amblyraja radiata (thorny skate) is the source of this 3025-nucleotide messenger RNA. RefSeq names its product translocase of inner mitochondrial membrane domain containing 1 (gene timmdc1). Gene Ontology annotation, biological process: mitochondrial respiratory chain complex I assembly. Lineage: Eukaryota; Metazoa; Chordata; Chondrichthyes; Rajiformes; Rajidae. Gene Ontology annotation, cellular component: mitochondrion. The transcript is spliced from 8 exons. The record is from RefSeq and is a predicted model, not a curated record. The coding region runs from base 193 to 975 and encodes 260 amino acids.